AUGGCGGACAGGGCUGAGAUGUUUUCCCUCUCCACCUUCCACUCCCUCACUCCUCCAGGCUGCAGGCCUUCCCAUGACAUUAGUCUUGAGGAGUUUGAUGAUGAGGAUCUGUCUGAAAUCACAGACGACUGUGGAAUAGGACUCAACUAUGACUCUGAUCCCUAUGAAAAGGAAGGCCUAGGUUUUGGAAAGAGCAAUAUGCACCACCCGGUCUGCUCCUUCCAGGACGACUUCCAGGAGUUUGAGAUGAUCGAUGACGAGGAUGAGGAGGAUGAGGAAGAUGAAGACGAGGUGGACCCUGACACUCUUCCCUCCCCCACCGCUUCCCCUCCUUCUUCCCCCACCCUUGGCACGCUGAAGAGCCGGCCCACCACUCUCAACCUCACCACCACUGUCUCACAGGACUCACUGAACAACAACAGCAGUCUUUCUCCAAAGAAGGGCAGCUGGCAGGACUCUCUACGCAACCCUACCUCACAGGGCCGUCUGUCUCCAACCCACUCUUGUCUGGAGGAUGGGAGUCACGUGACGGGCCAGUGCCCCUCCCAACCAGCCCCCCAGGCCCCAGGGUCCCAGAGCAAAGGUACUCCCCCCAAACAGGCAGGGGAGGGCGCCUACCCCCAGUCCCCUCGCAGGCCCCUCCUUUGCGACAUGGAAGGCAACAGACGGGAGAGGCCUGAAUACGGCUCCUUCGGUCAACACAAGUCUCACCCGGGCUCUAAUGAGGUCAUUAACUCCUCAGCUGACCCUCUGAUCUUCAGAGUUCCAUCCCUGGAUGAGCAAUCCCAAUGCUCUGACACUGAGGUUGACCACGACCUCAACAGCGCUGACCACAACCACAAACUUUCACGGUCCUGCACGUCCACCCAGCGACGUGCCACCGACACCUACACGGUCACUACUGAGUCAGGCCUAGACCCGGAACUGGAGAAUGACCCAGAUGGGACCAGCCGAUGCCUGUCCUCCACUGCUCCCAUCGGGGGGAACGACGGAGCUGACACCCCUCUGUCAGAUGAGGAGCUGGAGAAAGAUUUUGACGUAGAGUUUAUGUGUAAGGAGACCUAUGACAUGGUGUGUAAGGAGAACCAGAGCUCAGUCUACGUUGAGUUCCCCUCCAUCGAGCCCUCUGAGCUGGCUUCCUUCUCCAGCUACAUGUCAUCAAGCCGCUCUGAUGUUCUGGACCAAUCCCGAAGCACUGAUCAGAGCCAGCGUCCAGGUGCAGCCAAUGAGGUGGCCAAUGACUCCAACUCUCCAUCCUCGGACCCGGGUAUUGCUGACAUGAACGCCAAGCGGUGCUACACCAACUCAGACCAAGACCAGGACCUGAGCUCUCCCGGGUCUGACUCAGACAUCGAAGGGGAGCUUGAGGCAGCAUUCGCCUGCGGAGGACCCCUGGUCUCCAACAUGAUCUCUUCCAUCUCAGAGACAGAGCUGGACCUGACCAGUGAUGACAGUAGUAGUGGACGCUCCUCCCACCUCACCAACUCCAUCGAGGAGGCCAGUUCACCCACCUCCGAUCAGGAACUGGACCCGGACACCGAGUUAGAACAGGACAGUGGAAUUGUGGGAAUGAAGGUAUCACUCCUUCUUGGCCAUGUAGAUGAUGAUGAUGAUAAUGACUUGCCCUAUGAGCACCAGGCCGACCCAGAUGAGACCCUGCCCCCAGCCCAGCGCUGUGAGGACAGCAUGUCCAGACAGAUGGUCCUCCAGAUAGAACCAGACCACAGCCUGGAGAGCUUCAAACGCUCCUUCUACCUGCCAGUAGGACCAAGACUCAUACCCACCCAUGCUGACGACUACGAUGGGAACAGUGAGGGAGGGUCCGAGUCGGAGAGCGAGGAUGAGCUGAGCGAGAAUUCAGACUCACCCUGGUUGCUAAGCAACCUGGUGAACAAGAUGAUCUCGGAGGGGUCUUAUCCAAUCAGCUGUCCUGAGGACUGUUUCAAGAGGUCAGUGUCCAUCUCAGACACCAUCUCACCCUCCUCGGACAUCGAGCCAGACGCGUUCACCGAAGCCACGGACGAACAAAUGCAGAAAUCUGGGACGAAGAGUUCGAAGGAGGAGGAUAAAGAAGGGAGGGGCCUGAGGAAGGAAGGGAAGGAUAGAAAUAAGAGGGAGAAGAGUGCAGAGCCACCCAAAGGGAAUGCAGGGAAAGCAAAGGAAAGAUUUGGCUCCUGUCUGUACAUGAACAAUCCUACAGCUGACACCAUCAGACCGGUGAUCGUGGAGCGCUAUGGCAACAGGGUAUCCACAGACAACAACCACACUCAGGACUCUGAGAAAGACUUCACCAGCCCUAAAUCAGGCAAAAACACCAAGAAGAAGGAUGAGGAUAUGGAUGUUAUUGUGGAGCCUGAUAAUGACCUGAUGAUGCUGGAGGGGAGGAAGGAACUGGACUCUCCCAGUCUGAGUGAGAGCGUAGCGAGUGACAAGGACGAGGGCCGCGAGAUGGAGACCAAGCCCACCGGACGCUCUACGGCCUCCCUGGAACGCAUCACCACGGUCAAACACAGCAUGACGCUGGACAUCCCCACGGCCCAGACCAACCGAUGCUUCAGCCUCACCUACUCCACCGACAACGAUGAGGAAGAGGAGGAGGAAGAGGAAGGAGACUGCUCCCCAUUCCUGAGCUGCCUGAGGAAGCAGUCAUCCUAUCGUGGCAGCAAUCAAUACCUGGACAGCUCCCCGCCUAUCGAUGAGAGCGCCCUGCGGUCCAGGCCAGAUGAUGAUGGUCUGGCGUACGACUCCAUGAAGUACACUCUGGUGGUGGAUGAGAACACUACACUGGAGCUGGUCAGCCUCAGGCGGUGUACCUCAGUGCUGAGUGACGACAGUGAGCUGUCUACACUGUGUGAUGAUGACCCUCUUGGGACGGGGGAGGUGGGGAACGGCCGGGGGAACGGAGUGGUGCAGCCAGAACUCCUCAGCUCGUCAGAAGACUCCUCCCCCGAGGCUGACAUGCAUUUCUCCAAGAAGUUCCUCAACGUGUUUGUCAACAGCACCUCACGAUCCUCCAGUACAGAGUCAUUUGGGCUGUUCUCCUGUACCAUCAAUGGAGAAGAGAGGGACCAGACACACAGGGCUGUCUACAGGUUUAUCCCCAGACAUGUGGAUGAGUUGGAGCUGGAUGUGGAUGACCCUCUAUAUGUCGAGGAAGAGGAGGAUGACUACUGGUACAGAGGCUACAACAUGCGGACGGGAGAGAGGGGGAUAUUCCCAGCCUUCUACGCCCAUGAGGUCAUAGGGCAGUCCAAGGAGAUAAUGGGAAUGAAGAAGAACCCAGCCUGGAUGGACAGUUUCAGUGUUCAGUUCCUGGGUUCUGUGGAGGUGCCCUAUCACCAAGGCAAUGGCAUCCUCUGUGCUGCCAUGCAAAAGAUUGCGAUAGCGAGGAAGCGGACGGUCCAUUUGCGGCCCCCCUCUCUGUGUGAGCUGGAGAUCAGUCUACAAGGGGUUAAACUGGUGAUGAGCCUGGAGGAUGAAUACGACACUAUGGAUGAGUUUGACAGAUGUAGUCACUUCUUCCAGAUGAAGAACAUCUCUUUCUGUGGAUGCCAUCCAAAAAACAAUUGCUACUUUGGCUUCAUCACUAAGCACCCCAUGCUGAACAGGUUUGCCUGCCACGUCUUCGUCUCCCAGGAGUCAAUGCGGCGUGUGGCCGAGAGUGUUGGACGGGCUUUCCAGGAGUAUUACCAGGAGCACCUGGAGUACGCCUGCCCCACCGAAGACAUCUACCUGGAGUAG
Salvelinus namaycush (lake trout) is the source of this 3741-nucleotide messenger RNA. RefSeq names its product C-Jun-amino-terminal kinase-interacting protein 2-like. The transcript has 18 exons. Bases 1 to 3741 code for a protein of 1246 amino acids. The record is from RefSeq and is a predicted model, not a curated record. Gene Ontology annotation, cellular component: cytoplasm. Gene Ontology annotation, molecular function: protein binding. Gene Ontology annotation, biological process: regulation of JNK cascade. NCBI's taxonomy places the organism in Eukaryota, Metazoa, Chordata, Actinopteri, Salmoniformes, Salmonidae.